AUGGAUAACUUCGAGUACAGCAUCCAGCUGAACGACCGGGAGUGGGCUGAGUUCUUCCAGGCUUCCGAGGAGUGCAGCCUGGCGCCGGCCUCGCUGGCCACGGCCGAGGAGCAGUGCCUCAGUGACAUUGAGCAAGGGGACACCUCGGGACGGGACUGUCCCCGCAGCAGCGGCGCGGUGACAGCGGGCAGCGAGCCAGCAGCGCCUGGCACGGCCAGCCCUGUGCCACGUGGGGUGCCCGGUGACACCGCCGUGCCCUGCCCCGAGCGUGGGCACCUCGCCGGGCCGGAGCCGCCGUCGGGGAGCGAGGAAGAAGAGGGCUCUGCGGGCAGGUUCCUGUGCGGCAGCGACGAGCCCGGCCGCCCGGCACCCGCUGCCAUGCCCAGCGCCCAGAGGAGGCAGCCACCGCGGCCACCCGCGGCCACCGCGCCCGCUGGCACGGCCCAGGCUGGCCCCGGGCAGGACGCGGCGGUGGCAGCGGCCGGAGGCACGGAGCAGGGCGGGGAUGCAGGAGGGGGACAAGCCCUGCUGGCACCGCCAGAAGCUCCAGCAGCCUCUGCCUCGGCGGAGAAGAGCGCUGUCCCCUCGGAGCCGCGGGGACCCGCGGGGGACACCCCGAGCCCGGCCAGGGUGGCAGCGGAGGAGGAGAAGGCGGGCGCGGAGCCGGGCUCGCCGGGCGGAUCCCCCGGCGUGGUGAGGCCCAAGGUGCCGGCACAGCCCAGGAAGAGCCGCAAGCAGCGCGGGGCCGGCGGCACCGAGGGCGACAGGGACCCCGCGGCGGCACCGGGCGCCCCCGGGGCCGGCAAGGCAGCGCCCGGCUCCCCGGUGUCCCCUCGGAAGGGCAGAGGCAAGGACAAGGCGGCCAAGGGAGCGCUGGUGAGGCUGGGCAGCGAGGAGGCUGCGGAGAACAAGCGGGGGGUGCCUGGCCCGGGCGUGGACGGCGGCGAUGCCGGGACUGCUCCCCCAAAAUCCCCGGGGAAGACAAAGGCCACCAAGCCCCCAAAGGCAGGGCUGGCCGGCGGCCUGGGCGUACGUGACAGUGUCCCCGUGGUCCCUGGCGAGGGCACCGCGGCUCCCCCGGGAGAGGAGAGCCAGGAGAUGCCAGGGAAGCCUCUCCAGCCCGGGAGCAUGGCAGCGUUUGGAGGGAAUGCUGCCGAGGGGGCUGGGGGGCAGCCUGCUGCUGCUGAGAUUCCCAGGAAACCCUUGGAGACCCCUGGAGUUCCUGCUGCUGAGACCCCUGGAAUUCCUGCUGCUGAGAUUCCCAGGAAACCCUCGGAGACCCCUGGAGUUCCUGCUGCUGAGACCCCUGGAAUUCCUGCUGCUGAAGUUCCCAGAAAACCCUCAGAGAUCCCUGGAGUUCCUGCUGCUGAGAUCCCCAGGAAGUCUGCAGCUGAGAUUCCCAGGAAACCCUCAGAGAUCCCUGAGGUUCCUGCAGCUGGGAUCCCUUGGGAGCCUGCAGCUGCGAUUCCCAGGAAACCUGUACCUGAAAUCCCUUGGGAGCCUGCAGUGGGGAUCCCCAGGAGUCCUACAGCUGAGCUCCCCAGGAUUCCUGCAGUGGGGAUCCCCAGGAUUCCUGCAGCUGAGAUCCCCAGGGUUCCUGCAGCUGAGCUCCCCAGGAUCCCUGCCAUCGAGAUCCCCAGGAGUCCUGCCAUCGAGAUCCCCAGGAUCCCUGCAGCUGAGCUCCCCAGGAUCCCUGCCAUCGAGAUCCCGUGCGAGCCUGCAGCUGGGAUCCCCACGAUUCCUGGGGCUGGGCUCCCUUGGGAAGCUGCAGCUGAGCUGCCCAGGGCCGUGAGCCCGCUGUGCUUUGCCGAAGGAGCCUCUGGCAAGCCCAACUCUCUGGAUGUGACCUGGCCCGAGAUGUACGAGUACCUGUUCUGUGAUUCCCAGGAGGAGGAGGAGCUGGGCAGCUCCCUGGAGGGGCGCAGGUCCCCCUUGCAGAGGGAAAUCUCCUGGCCUGAACUCUACGAGUAUUUUUUCAUCGAGCCAGAAGGAAGCAGGAAAAAAGGCAAAGCUAAAGACAGGAAAAGAAAGAAGUUCAGAGGCUUGGACCGCCCUGGGCUGCACAAGGAGGCUCCCAGCUCUGCUCCAGACAAGGACACCGUGGUUAUCUCGGUCCCUGAUGUGUAUGAACACUUCUUCCCAGAGCCAGCCCCCAACAGGAUGGGCUGGAGAGGGAUUUUCUCCAUGGCUCCGGCCUCCGAGGUGAGGAAAGCCGUGGGGGCUUUGAGGUCCCUGCUGCAGAGGCAGGGGCAGCUGGGAGGGGGCCAAGCCUCAUCCUCCCAGGCCCUGGUGCCCAGAAGAUCCGGAGAGGAGCUCGCCCUGGUCCCGCUGGGAGGAGCCCAGGCGUGGCCAGAAGAUGCCCUGGCACUGAGAGGAGCAGCAGAGGAGCCGCGGGUGCUGAGCCACAAGGACAUGUGCCUGGUGUUCUGCGCCUUCGCCUCCUGGGCCGUGAAGACAUCUGACCUGCAGGCUCCGGAUGCCUGGAAGACCAUGUUCCUGGCAAGCUUUGGCACCCUCUCGGCCAUCCGCUACUUCCGAAGGCAGGUCAGGGAAGGGCACCCCCGGACUUAACCCCUGCCGCGCCGGAACCGCUGCCCGGGGCCGGGACUUUGCUCUGGACAGCGGGAGAAUCCUGGAGGCAGCGCCGGGAGCUUCCCCGGCCCCAUCCCGGCCGGGACAGGGCGGCACAGGGAGCGGGAGCCUCCCGGGGACGGGAACUGACGGUAGGACGGGGCAGGGGCUGUGUCCUGCCUCCUCCCCGCCGGAGGCACCGAGCAAGCGGGGGAUGCUUCAUCCCGGCAAAAGAGCCGGGAUUUCUGCGAGAGAGGAAAAAGAGAGCUUUGGGAAGAGCCUGGGCUGGGCAGCAGCUC
Passer domesticus (house sparrow) is the source of this 2870-nucleotide messenger RNA. RefSeq names its product PPARGC1 and ESRR induced regulator, muscle 1 (gene PERM1). The transcript has 3 exons. Bases 1 to 2571 code for a protein of 856 amino acids. Gene Ontology annotation, cellular component: nucleus; cytoplasm. Lineage: Eukaryota; Metazoa; Chordata; Aves; Passeriformes; Passeridae. The record is from RefSeq and is a predicted model, not a curated record. Gene Ontology annotation, biological process: response to muscle activity; regulation of DNA-templated transcription.